AUGGGUGGCGGUGGAAAAAUCCCUUACCCCAAGCACGUCUGGUCGCCUGCUGGUGGUUGGUACGCCCAGCCUGCCAACUGGCGCGCCAACACGCUCAUCGCCGGAGCCGCCAUGUUCGGCGUCAUCGCCAUUACGUGGAAGUUCAGCGCCGACAGGGAACGAUGGGCGCACAAGCCUGAGCCGUGGGAGUGGCAUCCUAGCCGAUACUGGUCAAAGCAGUUGAUUGAGUGGGACAAGGAGGACAAGCUGAAGGCAGCAAGCAGCAGCAAGGAGUAG
Messenger RNA from Trichoderma aggressivum f. europaeum, 276 nucleotides. RefSeq lists its product as uncharacterized. Bases 1 to 276 code for a protein of 91 amino acids. The transcript is spliced from 4 exons. The record is from RefSeq and is a predicted model, not a curated record. NCBI's taxonomy places the organism in Eukaryota, Fungi, Ascomycota, Sordariomycetes, Hypocreales, Hypocreaceae.